Molecule: messenger RNA, 4247 nt
Organism: Chironomus riparius
Lineage: Eukaryota; Metazoa; Arthropoda; Insecta; Diptera; Chironomidae
Source: the annotation of a GenBank genome assembly
CAAGAUGUGAUUGUUUUGCGUUUGAAGCUAUACUGUGAACAAUUAAAGCUGUGCGUUAAGCUAUUAUUCCUUUAAAAUUGAGUUAUAUACGCGUAAAGGAGUUAAACAGUGUAUAUUCAUGAAAUCGGAAGUGCUUAAGGAGCAGAACUAAACUGCAUGAAGUAAACCAGAAGCAAAGACGAUGGCAGGUUACAGCAUUUUUGUAGUUUUUGCAAUUCUAUGCUUUUCGCUUUACUUUUAUGGUAUUUUCGUCACCUUUAAUUCAAUUAACAGCGAUAAGAAUGAUUGCAAAAUGACAUACAUGUUUGAGCACCCUAAUUAUGUGAGAAUCAACUUCAAGGAGAAUGACAAUUUCCCACGAUACAAUUUGUACUCAUAUUCCGAAGGACAUCUAACUGUGAAUGUAAGGAACAUGAUAUUUAAUGGUGCUCCAGUUUUAUUUAUUCCUGGAAACAGUGGUAGCUAUAAACAGUCAAGAUCACUAGCAAGUGUCGCACUACGCAAAGGAAUCGAUAAUGAUUGGUUCCAGCAUCUUGAUUAUUUUGCCGUUGAUUUAAAUGAGGAAUAUUCAGCACUUUUUGGAGGUGUCUUGGAAGAUCAAGUGAAAUUUAUUGAGCAUUCAAUACAAGCUAUAUUGAAGCUUUAUGAACGAUUGAAAUUUCCACCGAAAAAAUUGAUUAUUGUUGGUCAUUCAAUUGGUGGCAAGCUAGUCCAAAAGUUGUUGACCUCACAGGAAACUGCUAAGCUUAUUAAUACAGUCAUUACAUUAGCAUCCCCAAUGGACAAAUCAGUAUUAAAUUGGGACAUUUACAUUAAUAAAUUCUACAACUCAAUUGAAGAUUAUUGGAUAGAAAAUCGACAAGUCGUUCAAGAUACUUUAAAUAACUCAUGCACAGAUCAUUAUAGAUGUAGAACAAAGAAUUUGAACCCAGAAUCAAGCAAAAUACUCGAUGAUAAACUACUCAUAACAAUUGGUGGUGGAAAUAAGGAUUUAUUGGUACAUUCAGGAUUAACAGAUUCAAAAUUUAGCGACUUACAUGUCAUGUCAACAGCAAUGUCCAAAGUAUGGGUCGAGAGUGACCACAAAUGUAUCGUUUGGUGCCUUCAGGUAGUUUUAGUCGUUAAUAGGUUUUUAUACAGUAUCAUAGCACCGACUAAAUAUAAGGAGAAGAACUCAAAAGGUUUGAGUUUUAUUGACGAUAAAGCAGUUCGAUUGGCAAAAGCUGAACAACAUUUUCUUGGACUCCAAUUAGCUAGUAAUGAUGGAAAAAUAAGAUUGAUGGAGUCGCCAAAUGUUGCUGACUGGUUUGAAGAUAAUCGAAGAAUCUUUACAGAAAAAUAUAAGAAUGGAAUUAAUAGAACAAGAGUUCAAAUGAUUAGACUUAUUGAUAACAUUCUCCAUCGUGCAAUACGAGUUGAUGUUGUUAAUCAAGAAACUGACGAUUGGGUAUUUGGAUGUGAAGCUAUUGAUUUAGCUGGAUCAUCUAGAUAUUGUGCGAAUGCCAUGUCCUUAUCGAAUUAUAUAGUCAAAGUUCCAAGUGAAUUACCUGAUCGAGUCACAUUGUCAUUAAAUCUUCACGAGUUAAAGGAAAGAAAUCCUAGAUGGACACAUAUUCUUUUAAAAUUCACACCGACACGUGAACCUUUUCAGUUUUCUGUUGACAUCCAUAAUCCAUCAGAUCGUGAGAUUAAGGUCCAAAUGCCCAAAUUUUACUCAUUUAGUACAGUUAAGCUACUUGAUGAUACUCUCUUAGGCGCUUCAUACUAUAAAAUGGAAUUAACAGGAUUAGACGAAACACAUCAAGCACUUGAAUUAAUAUUAACUCCUAGAAAUUGUUUAAGACAUCGGAGCUUAGCAAAGAUUUGUGUGCCAUGGACAGUUGGAUUUGAUAGAUUCCAUGAGUUCACAGAUGGUGACAGUUUAUUUGUUUGGACACCAAAAUCUCGUCCAUUAAAUUACAAUACAUCUCAAAAUCCAAUAUCUAUUGAGCUUUUGAUUGAUUCUGAUUGUCGAUACACAAUAUCAGUUCGUCAGUCAAUAAGUCAAACAUUGGCAAGGAUUGUUCAACAGUUUUCACAUUGGUUACCUGCUCAUUUCGUGGCAAUCUUAUGUCUCGCAAUAAAACAUCAAAUGUCAGUGACACCAAAAGGAGAAGAAUUUAAAUGUGGAACCUUCCAUAAAGCGUUAGCAACAUGUACUCCAUUUUUCAUUGUUACUGUGUCACGGCUCUUCUUUAAAUUCAUUUUAAUGAUGAAGGUUUUACCGAAGCCGGAAACUUUACCGACAUCACUAACAGUAUCAAUUGUUAUCCAUGGAUCAGCUUUAGCUAUCAUAUUCUUAUUGACUGGAUUCAUGUGGGCUGGAAUAAUGUUUUGUGGAAGCAUUGCUCACAAGCUAUUGUUUAGAAUUGUACAUCUACCUAUUCCAGUCAUUUCUGAUGCUGUUAUUACAAUUAUAGAAAAAUUUCCAGCUUCGGUUGCUGCUUUAUUAGUAUCGUUGAUAUAUGCAUCAUGUGGAGGAAUUGCCUUAGUAGUUGCGUGUAUUGUGUACUUUAUUUUCCUUUCAAAAAUGUAUGAAGACUAUUUGGAGAAUUUCGUGUUUAAAACAGCAAAGUUUAUUGCAAAGAAAUUAUUUGGUCGUGUGAGACGAUCGAGAAAUGAACAAACAAGUGACACUGAACACGAGAAGAGUGAUAAAGAAUCAAAUGAUAAAAGCAACAUGAAAGAGGAAGAGUCAAAUGUAUCCAAAGAAAAUGAUCUCAUAGAUAAUGCAGAGCAAAAAGCUCUAGUCAAAUCAGAUUCGCAGAGUAUUUUAGAAAAGAGUGAUGAAGACAAAUCAACUGAGGAAAUAGAGAAAAUGCUGGAAGAACUUAUGACAAAACAACGUGAAGACAAGUUAAAGAAUGAAAAGAAUCAGGGAUUUUCAAGAGUAGAAUAUGAUUCGUUGACUGAAGGACUGGAUGAGAUUAAUUUUCAUUUGCCUUUGUUCUUCUUGCUAGUUGUCAUUACGAUUCUUGGUUUACCGAGCGUUGUAACAUGGGCAAAAAAUUAUCAUUUUACAAGAAUUUUAAGCCCCGAUCCGAUGAGAAUAUCAGCAACAGUUGUAUUGGCUUGCCUUGGAUUUAUUUGGCAAUUUAACACACCAAGAGAUGUAAUGGGCUACAAAAUUGUGAGCAGCACCUUGUACAUCAUCGCAGUUGUAUCAGUUUUGUACUGUCAAGAAGCAAUUUAUCGACUUAAUUUUAUAAUCCCUGGAAUUUUCGUGAUAAUUGCUCUACAUCAAGUUCUAUCACCAAAACAAAAACGUAUUAUUGAAGAUAUGCCGAACGCGACAGAUUUCUUUGACAAAAUGAAGUCCAAUUAUGAUCGUUUUAAAAUUGUAAAAGAUUUUAUCAGCAAAUAAUUUUAGCUCCUCUAAAAUCUUGUUGAAGUCAAAGACUAUAAAGGGAUUUGAAAUGUUCAAGCACUAAUGGCAUCUAUAAAUUUAUUGUUAAAUCUACACGGAGAUUCUGAAACCACAAACUCUUAAAUGUCGGAUGUCAUUAGUGAAUAGCCUAUAAAUAAGAUUUGUAAGCUGACAAAUCUGACAAAAACAGUUUGAUGAAAUAAACUUUCACUGUUCAUGAACAAAUUUUUGACUUAAGUUAAAAUUAUUUAACCGAAAACCCAAAAACACUAAACCUGACGUAGAAACUGAAUUUAACAUUUUAACCUGAUUAUUUAAAUCAGCUUCUUUUAUUAAAUAAAAACUUUUUUUUAUUGUGGUUCUUUUUAAAGAAUCCUCAAAAUAUUUCUCAAACUUACUGCAAACGCAUUUCUUAAAGUUCUUUUAAAGCUGUUCAAAAAUUUGUUCAUGAUGACUAAUAAUGAUUUUUUCAAUUCAUGAUAUAUUAGGAAAUGGAAUGUCGAGAAUGAAACAGCAAGUUGAACAGUAUAAAGUAUUUUCGAAUAUUUUAAGAGUUAUCGUUACUUUCUUUUACUUUAAAUAAAUGCUUUAUUAGUUAAAAAUGAUUGUAAAUUAAGCACAUUAGAAAUGUAGAAAAAUCUGUUAUUUUUCACAAAUUGAAGAACAAUGCAAGCAAGUCACGUUUAGUGUUAAAGAGACAUUUCAAAGACAAAACGAAUAGUAAUAAUUUCAAAAUAAACUUAAAACUAUCAUCUAAUUUGUGAAUGGUGAUUUAAAGACACUCUUUGUGAAAUGAAAAUUUGUAAAAUUUACUUUUAAAGAAAAUAAUAAAAAUUGAGAU